AAAAUACUAUUUAUUUUCAGUGUUACCUUCCUGUCUUCUGAUAUGGUUUUUUGUUGUUUUCAAAAUUUGAAUCACAACAACACUGUGUAGAGAUUUUCGUUUUUUUUUUAUUAUUUCGUCUCUCUCCUUUUGUUUUUUUUCUCGUUAAAACUCACUCCUUUGUUUCCUUCUCUUUUUUUUACUCAAAAAAGUGUACGGAGAAUGGACGGAGGAACACUGCAUAGCCUCAGAACAGUAGAGGAAGUCUUUAAGGAUUUCAAAGGCCGCCGUGCAGGAAUCAUCAAAGCCUUAACCGCCGAUGUUGGAGAAUUUUUUGAACAGUGCGAUCCUGAGAAGGAGAAUCUUUGCUUGUAUGGACUUCCUACUGAACAGUGGGAAGUUACUUUACCUGCUGAGGAAGUGCCUCCCGAGCUUCCGGAGCCCGCAUUGGGUAUUAACUUUGCUAGAGACGGGAUGCAAGAAAAGGACUGGUUGGCACUUGUUGCUGUUCAUAGUGAUGCGUGGUUACUAGCAGUGGCUCACUAUUUUGGUGCUAGGUUUGGUUUUGAUAAAGCUGACAGGAAACGUCUCUUCACUAUGAUAAAUGAUCUCCCUACAAUAUUUGAAAUCGUCUCUGGAAGUGCCAAGAAACAGACAAAGGAGAAGUCAUCAGUUUCAAAUCAUAGCAGCAAUAAAUCCAAGUCCAGUGGAAAAGCUAGAGGGUCUGAAUCUGCUAAAUACUCAAAGAGCGUGCAACUCAAGGAUGAGGAAGAGGGUUUGGACGAGGAAGAGGAAGAGGAGCACGGGGACACCUUGUGCGGCGCAUGCGGAGAGAACUAUGCUUCGGAUGAGUUCUGGAUUUGCUGCGACAUAUGUGAAAAGUGGUUCCAUGGCAAAUGCGUAAAGAUCACCCCCGCCAGGGCCGAGCAUAUUAAGCAGUACAAGUGUCCCUCUUGCAGCAACAAGAGAGCACGACCUUGACCCCAAGGAAAAUGCCAGUUCAAUCAGGUUGUAAUCUUUAUCAGGGACUUUCAGUUGGAUGUAAAGUAUUAGUAGUUUCCCGGUGCUGAACAUGUACUCUUGAUUCCAGAUUUCGGAUAUAUAACUUUCACUCGCAGGAAAACUCGUUGCCAGAUAAAGUAAAGACCGUGCUAGUUCAUUUGCA
Gossypium raimondii (Peruvian cotton) is the source of this 1144-nucleotide messenger RNA. RefSeq names its product PHD finger protein ALFIN-LIKE 4. The transcript has 5 exons. Gene Ontology annotation, cellular component: nucleus. The record is from RefSeq and is a predicted model, not a curated record. Gene Ontology annotation, molecular function: transcription cis-regulatory region binding; transcription coregulator activity; histone binding. Bases 202 to 960 code for a protein of 252 amino acids. Gene Ontology annotation, biological process: regulation of DNA-templated transcription. Lineage: Eukaryota; Viridiplantae; Streptophyta; Magnoliopsida; Malvales; Malvaceae.